This is a messenger RNA of Cornus florida, 2390 nucleotides long. Its product is annotated as cytochrome P450 86A22. NCBI's taxonomy places the organism in Eukaryota, Viridiplantae, Streptophyta, Magnoliopsida, Cornales, Cornaceae. The record is from RefSeq and is a predicted model, not a curated record. Gene Ontology annotation, molecular function: monooxygenase activity; heme binding; oxidoreductase activity, acting on paired donors, with incorporation or reduction of molecular oxygen. Bases 253 to 1929 code for a protein of 558 amino acids. The transcript has a single exon.
UCCUCCCCCCCCCUCUCUCUCUCUCUCUCUCUCUCUCUCUCUCACACACACACACACACACAUUGUUUGUGUGUGAAGAGUUUCUUUGAAGCCUCACACCACAGAUGUUCACCUACAUUUCCGAAUUGGGUUUCAAUUCUUGAACCCAUUUCAGCUUCAGCUUCACAUUAACGGCUCUCAAGUUCAAAAAGCUCUGUGGUUUUCCGGUGGACAGAGGUGGGGUUUACCGGCGGUUACGGUGUAAUCGGAUCUAUGGAUUUUGUUUUCUUCAAGUGGGGUCCGCCAGAUCAGAUGGAUACAUCAACGGUUUGUCUGGUCUUAUCACUGGUAGCAGCUUAUAUGCUAUGGUUUGUUUCGAUCACACGGUCACUCAAGGGUCCACGUGUCUGGCCUUUAUUGGGCAGUCUACCGGAACUCAUCCGGAACGCUAAUCGCAUGCAUGAGUGGAUUGCUGACAACCUUCGCGCGUGCGGCGGCACGUACCAGACUUGCAUAUGUGCAAUUCCGUUUUUAGCCCGCAAGCAAGGUCUCGUGACUGUCACGUGCGACCCCAAGAACCUGGAGCAUAUACUGAAGCUACGGUUCGACAAUUACCCCAAAGGCCCCACCUGGCAGUCUGUGUUCCAUGAUCUGCUUGGUGAGGGGAUCUUCAACUCUGACGGUGACACAUGGCUGUUCCAGAGAAAGACCGCCGCACUGGAAUUCACCACCAGGACACUCCGUCAAGCCAUGGCUCGGUGGGUGAGCCGAGCCAUUAAGCUCAGGUUCUGCCCAAUUCUGAAGACAGCUCAGCUCGAAGCAAAGCCAGUUGAUCUCCAAGACCUCUUGCUUCGGCUCACUUUCGAUAACAUAUGCGGCUUGGCUUUCGGUAAGGACCCACAAACUCUCUCUCCCGGGCUUCCGGCGAACAACUUCUCGUCGGCUUUCGAUCGAGCCACCGAAGCCACAUUGCAACGGUUUAUAUUGCCCGAAAUCAUAUGGAAGCUGAAGAAAUGGCUUCGGCUCGGAAUGGAGGUCAGCUUGAGCCAAAGCCUCAAACACGUGGACGAGUACCUGACUGACGUCAUCAACACACGUAAGCUCGAGUUGCUGAGUCAGCAGAAGUCUGGGACCCCACAUGAUGACUUGUUGUCUAGGUUCAUGAAGAAAAAGGAAUCAUAUUCAGACACAUUUCUCCAACACGUGGCUCUCAAUUUCAUCCUAGCUGGACGUGACACGUCAUCGGUGGCUCUGAGCUGGUUCUUCUGGUUGGUCAUUAAAAAUCCAAGAGUUGAAGAGAAAAUUUUGACUGAACUCUGCACCGUUCUGAUGGCGACACGGGGCAGCGACACCUCCAAGUGGUUGGAUGAUCCAUUAGUCUUUGAAGAAGUUGACCAAUUGAUGUACCUUAAAGCUGCAUUAUCAGAGACUCUUAGGCUUUACCCAUCGGUGCCCGAAGAUUCCAAGCAUGUUAUCACCGACGAUGUCUUGCCGGACGGUACGUUUGUCCCGGCAGGGUCGGCCAUCACGUAUUCGAUAUACUCAACGGGCAGAAUGAAGUUCAUUUGGGGCGAAGAUUGCCUAGAAUUCAAGCCAGAAAGAUGGUUCUCUCUGAAUGGUAAGAAAUUUGAAGUUCAAGACUCCUACAAAUUUGUUGCAUUUAAUGCUGGCCCAAGGAUUUGUUUGGGUAAGGACUUGGCUUACUUGCAAAUGAAGUCCAUAGCGGCGGCGGUGUUGCUCCGCCACAGGCUCACGGUGGCGGCCGGCCACCGGGUGGAGCAAAAGAUGUCAUUGACAUUGUUCAUGAAAUAUGGGCUCAAGGUUGAUGUGCACCCUAGAGACUUGACUCCCAUGUUGGCCAAAAUUGGGAAAGAGUGCAUGGGUGAGUCACGUGCCAAGGAGGCUCUCAGUAACGGUAACUGUCAUGAAGAGGUUGCCAGGGUUGCUUAGGGUUUGGUUGGGCCUGUGAUCAACUUGUGAAGUUUGAUGCUUUAGAUGAUUUUAAAUUAUGAUAAGAGUCACAUGUCUGUCAUGAUUAUUCGUGACAGGCACUUCCAUGACCACUUGACCAUGCCAAUUAUAGGACUUAAUUCAUAUGGUUCAAAGUAAAGUUGAGUGUCUGUCGCGUUGGAUCAUGACAGCGCCCUGUCAGUUUCAUUAUGCUCGAGUGCUUUUAAUAGGAAAUUAUACGUAACUUGUUUCUUUUUUUUUUUGUCCUAUCUCGCAGGUUAGUAUAUAUGUACUGUAUUAAGAAAUAAAAACCAAAGAUUAUUGUGUCCAGUCAAAUUUGAAAGCAAAAUCAAUACAUACAGAUGUAUGAUCGUAUAAUAUCCGCAUUGUAGGCCUCUAAGUGGGUUCGCAUUCAUACUCAUACAAUAAAAGAUAAUUACGUGUGGUUGGAUUGAUUUUUA